This is a messenger RNA of Ramularia collo-cygni, 471 nucleotides long. RefSeq lists its product as uncharacterized. The transcript has a single exon. The record is from RefSeq and is a predicted model, not a curated record. NCBI's taxonomy places the organism in Eukaryota, Fungi, Ascomycota, Dothideomycetes, Mycosphaerellales, Mycosphaerellaceae. The coding region runs from base 1 to 471 and encodes 156 amino acids.
AUGGCUACUGUUACUGCACGGUUUGGACGAGCUGGGAAUGCGGGUGCGUCGGCUAUUAUUACGCAGUGUCAUACUUGUACGGCUGGGAACUGUCCGGAUGAUUGUGAUGUUGUGGAGUCUGAAGAGGAAGAGGAGGAGGGGGAGGUUGAAGAAGAAGAAGAGGCAGAAGAAGAAGAGCAAGUUGAAGAACAAGGUCCGGUGGAAGAACAAGAAAUGGCGGAGGGAGAACAGCCAGUCGAGGGAGAAGAACCAACCCAAGAACAGAUUGAGCAGGGGGCGGGCGAUGAAGGCGAUCAAGGAGAGCCAAUGGAUGGCGAGGUUGACGAAGCAGAGGGCAGUGAGGAACAGGCUGACGACGAUGGGGAAGAUGAUCUUGACGCAGACCCAGAAUUCGAAGAGCCGGACGACACUCAGGAUGAGGACUUCAAUGAGUUGUACGACGUUUCUCCGCCUCUUAGGCGACGUCGGUGA